ACGUCACAAGGAAACCACCCCUCUCCUUGCGGUGCCGGUGCCAAGCGGCGGGUAACUCGGGCCCUUGGUCUGUUGGCUGUGUUAUGUCAGAAACGGAGAGUAAGAAGGGCGAGGAACCUGAGGUUAUAUACAUGCAGCGGGGAAAGCGCAUUAAAGAGGAAACGGCCAUCAACGGGGGCGAACUUGGUAAAAGUUCACCGAGGAGCGGACAGACAGAGCAGGAAAGGACGGUGAUGAGAAUCAAGGAAGAGGCCGCAGGGGACAUAGAUUUGCUCUAUCCUGAUCCCUCCAAUCCUCUACCUGGAGGUGUUUUUCUAUCCCCUACUUCACGGAGCUGGAGUUCCCCAGAGAGCAGUGGAGAGAGUCGUAGCCAUGUUGGCAUUGAAGAACGUGCUUCACGGCCUGGGAGUAGCCGAAUUCCUGGCAAAGACCACCGCCGUUACUACCACAGCCACUGGAGAAUGGAGUAUCUGAUGGAUUUUAAUGCCCGAUGUCAUAGUAUGAUCUGCAUGGUGUGUGGUAGCUCUUUGGCAACUUUGAAACUAAGUACCAUUAAGCGCCAUAUUCGUCAGAAGCAUCCAUACUCUCUCCAGUGGACACCAUGCGAGAAGGAGGUGAUCAUUGGCAGUUGGGAUGCUCACCUCUUUGUGGAUGCCCAAUCAAUAGCUGGGGCUUCUGGCGAGGAUUCAGUGGCAGAUGACUCCUUUUCCACACCAAGUUCUAAGAAAAAGCGUCGCCGCCUACCUCCUGUUACCAAAGGUGCAUGGCGUCCUUUUCUGGGACCUGAGCCUCCACAACCGUUACCUUUAGACACCUGUGUUUUAGAGCAGUACAUGAACGAAUCCCUUCAGCAGUGGUUAAGAUUGGAGUUUUUGAUGGAUUAUGAUUAUCAAACAAAUCAGCUCCAUUGCAUGACAUGUGCUACCCUCCUGCCUAGUCCUAACCUUACAGAUAUGAAGAGCCACAUAUUAGAAACACACCCAACGUCUAUACAGUUCAGUUCUAGCCAGAAAAGCUCUAUUAUAGAAGCAUGGAUAAAUCGUGGGAAAAUCACGGAAGAAGAAAUAGAGGAGGAAGAUGACGACGAUGAUGAUGAGGAAGAUGAAGAUCUCAUAAGGGUAGGGUUAGAAAAGUCAAGUCCAAAACACCAGAAUUCUGAUGGCUUUAAGACUGGAUUGGUUAAGGAUGUCAAUGAAGGAAGUCUAAACUUGAUAGAUGUUUUGAAAGAGGCUGCACAGUUGAAGGCAGGUGAAGUCCAAAUACUUGAUGAGGUGGAAAAAACAAAAAAUGUUCAAAAGCUGUAUGAUGAAAAGAAAAAAAUAUCAGAAGCUCAGGGGUUAGAUGAGGAUAAACAAAAAGUUAUUAUAUCUCAAAAGUUAGUAGAAGGAAAUCUAAAAUUAAUAGAAGCUCAUAGGUUGGAGGAAAAGAGAUUGAAGCAAAUAGAGGUCAAGAUGCUUGAUGGGGAGAAACUGAAAACCAUAGAAGCUCAAAGAUUAGCGGAAGAGAAACUUAAGAUGAGAAAGGCUCAGAAAUUGGAAGAGGAGAGAUUGAAACUCUUUAAAAAGGCAGAGGAGAAGAAGAAAAUGGAAGAUCUAAAGAAGCUAAAUGAAACAAGGCAGAAAGCAGAACAGGUCCAGAGACUAGAGGAGACACAGAAGAAAAAUCAGAGCCUUAUAGUAGAGACGGAAGAAAAGAUGCAAAGUGAGCCGGAGAAGAAACAGAAGAUACUAGAGGCAGAGAAAUUUCCAACACUGCAGGUCCAACAGAUAGAUGCCAAGGGACGGGCCAUGAUGAACAUCGGGUUGCCCGUGAUAAAAGUGGAAGCUCCACAGCCAAUCCUUAUAACUCAGCUCUCAGUUAUCCCAGAGACUUCUAUUCAACCCCUGCCAACUCCGUCAGCCUCUAUAUCAUCCUCCUCUUUAUGUGAGUCACCUAAAUCUUGGCGAGUAAUUGCACCUAGGAAUUCUAUUUCAACAGACUCCAAGACCAUUAAUCAAGCCAACCUUUCACCCAAUGCUGUCUGCUGGCCUUCUGGUGUUGACCCCGUAUUAUGGGAAGUGAGUUUGUGGCGGGGGAACAAUGUGCCCUUGACCCAUAGCAACAUCUACCAGAUGCACUGGCGCACAGAUUACCUAAUGGACUAUAAUGGUUUAAGAGGUUGUUUGGUCUGUAUGUUCUGUUGCUCCGCAAUGACUGUAUUGAAGGUGAGUAGUAUUAAAAGGCACAUACUGCAGAAGCACCCACAUACGGCACAACUUACCUCAGAGGAGAAGGAAGCUGUCAUUCGUGAAUGGGAGAAGAAAGUGGCUGAGACCAUGAAGAUGGUGGCAGAUCAAGUCAGUGAAGGGGGAGCCAUAACAGCAGCCCCAUCUGCAAGUGAACCAGUUGAAGUCUCAUUUGUAGAGGAAAUUAACCAGAAGGAAGAACCACAAGAACAGCAAGAGGAAUCUAAUAGUUGGAAAAGUGUGGCUCCAGAAUGCAAGGGUGCCUCAUGGGAGUAUACUUUUGGGAGGUUGGAUAGGCAAGGGAAGGACCGGACCCAGCAUGAUCGCUGGAAUCUAGAGUAUCUUAUGGACUUCACUCCAAAGAAAGAUGGCCUCAUCUGCAUGAUAUGUGGGACAACUCUGCUAAACCCCAAGAUAACCACUGUAAAGAUGCACAUCCAGCAGAAACAUCCUGACACCACCUAUCUGAGUGAUCAGGAAAAGGCUGUGGUCAUAGAGGAAUGGGAGCAAAAAACGGCAGCAAUUCAGGCAAGAGCUAUCCAGCAGGAUGCCGAGGAGACUGAAAUCUGCAUAGAGAUAAAUGGUGAGUGA
This is a messenger RNA of Bombina bombina (fire-bellied toad), 2816 nucleotides long. It is a transcript of the gene ZFTA, whose product is annotated as zinc finger translocation associated. The record is from RefSeq and is a predicted model, not a curated record. Gene Ontology annotation, biological process: negative regulation of DNA-templated transcription. The coding region runs from base 84 to 2816 and encodes 910 amino acids. The transcript is spliced from 5 exons. NCBI's taxonomy places the organism in Eukaryota, Metazoa, Chordata, Amphibia, Anura, Bombinatoridae.